This is a messenger RNA of Magallana angulata, 8021 nucleotides long. RefSeq lists its product as uncharacterized. Gene Ontology annotation, molecular function: ATP hydrolysis activity; ABC-type transporter activity; ATP binding. The record is from RefSeq and is a predicted model, not a curated record. NCBI's taxonomy places the organism in Eukaryota, Metazoa, Mollusca, Bivalvia, Ostreida, Ostreidae. Gene Ontology annotation, cellular component: membrane; cytoskeleton. The transcript is spliced from 41 exons.
ACCUUGUGAGGUGUUUAGAAUGAUUAUAUAACCCUCAUCACUCAGGUUGACUUUGGAAGCACGUUGCUGGUGAAACAUGGCAGGAUAUCACAAUAAUUCAACCUAUGAAGCAGAGGAACAUGAUAGCGUCAGUCAAAACGGCAAGAACAGCAAACAAACUCAAAGUACCUGUAUUCCGAAAUGGCAACAGGUGACAUUGUCAUGGCAUAACAUCACAGUAACUACAUCAAAAAGUACUAUAUGCAGAACGAGAAAAGUAGCUUGCAGCAAAACUAUUCUUAAAAAUGUUAGUGGUAAUGUGAGGCCAGGACGAUUGGUAGCAAUUAUGGGAGCAAGCGGUGCUGGAAAAACGUCCCUAAUUAAUGUCCUAACUUUCCGCAACAUUCGAUCUCUUGUCGUUUCUGGAGAUAUAAAAAUUAAUGAUAGAGUUGUGAACAGAGAUCAAAUGAACGACGUAUCCGCCUACCUACAACAGGAAGAUCUUUUCCUAGGAACAAUGACUGUUAGAGAACACCUUCUAUUUAAGGCGUCAUUGCAAAUGAACAUGGAUAGCAGGACAAGAGAAAGAAAAGUCGAUCAAGUCAUGACGGAGCUCGGGCUGUCCAAGUGUGCCGACUCUGUCAUUGAUCGACCGUACUCAAAUCAAAGAAUUUCAGGAGGGGAAAGAAAACGUCUCUCAUUUGCCUCUGAGCUCCUGAUGAAUCCCCCUCUGAUGUUUUGUGAUGAGCCUACUUCCGGUCUAGAUUCCUUCAUGGCAUCAAGCGUCAUCCAGUGCUUGAAAAUGCUGGUGCAUAAAGGUCACACCGUUCUUUGUACAAUUCACCAACCGUCGUCAGAAGUGUUUUCCCUCUUUGACGAAAUAUAUCUUCUGGCUGAGGGAAAUUGUGUAUUCACCGGCUAUACGAUGUAUGCAUUAGACUUUUUCAAAAGCCAAGGUUAUCCAUGUCCAAUCAAUUACAAUCCUGCAGAUCACUUCAUUCUAACACUGGCAAUGGUUCCUGGACAAGAACAGGCAUGUCGCAAAAAAAUCAAGAGAUUGUGUUGGGAGUUUGAAAAUAAACAGAUGAAAGAAGAGUAUGAGAAUGGCUCUAAUACUUCUUCACAUUUAAAUCAACAAGAAUUGCUUCCGAGAUACCAAGCGCCUUGUCUUAAACAGUUUCGCUAUCUUUUAUGGAGAAGUUGGAUCACAAACCUUCGCAAUCCUAACCUUUUUAUAAUCAAACUUAUUCAAGCAGUGUUGUUUGCUGUUAUCCUUGGAUUGUUCUACUUAAAGACAGACAACCAUUACACACAGGAUGACGUCAUGAAUAUUAACGGCUGUAUAUUCUUUGCUAUAGUAUCGUUAAGUCUAGAUAGCAUCUUUCCCAUUCUAAACGUUUUCCCUAGCGAAGUCCCUAUUUUUGUGAGAGAGUAUGGAAGUAAAUUAUACAGAGUAGAUAUAUAUUAUCUUUCCAAAAUCAUUGUUGAGAUUCCUAUUCAUGUCAUCAACCCGGCUAUUUUCAUGAGCAUAUUGUACUGGAUGAGUGGUUUGGUGUAUGACAAUGUAGAAUUUUGGACAGCAAUUGGUAUAGCGGUUCUGGUUGCCAAUGCUGCAGCAGGAUUUGGUUACGUCAUUUCUGCGGGAGCACCUUCCAUAACAGCAGCUCUUGCUUUGGCGCCAUUGUUACUAAUGCCGCUCAUGAUGAAUGGAGGAUUCUUUUUAAAUAACAGUUGUUUAUUUCCGUGUGAAGAUUACAAACAUUAACAGCUGUAUCGCGUAUAUUUUAAACCAAGUGACAAUAAUGGAGGGUGCAACGGCAAUUCAGCAUGUCUUUCAAAUGGAAAUCUAGUCAUAGAAAGCUUAGGUUAUAGCAAGAUUCACAUCUACAUUACCUCAUUCUCCUGUGUCAACCUCUGUGUAGCUCUACUCAAGAACCUGGUGAUCCUUCCAUUCACCUUCCUCCAAAACCAUCUCAUCUUCUGCAAAGAGAUUCAUCACAUUGUUGUCACUAACAUGAUUCAAAGUCGGCGACGAACAGGGAGGGGGGUAAAAUCGGAUCAAACUGAUCAUGGACACCCUCUGAAGAAGAAAAAUGCUGUCCAGUGCACGGUCAUGCUGCUGGAUGGCACUGAUUUCUCCACAGAACUUCACAAAAAGGCAGAGGGACACGAACUUUACGAGCAGGUGUUUUACCACCUUGACCUAGUGGAGAAGGACUAUUUUGGACUACAGUACACAGAUCAUUACAAUGUACCGCAUUGGCUUGACCCAACCAAAAAGAUUAGGAAACAGCUUAAAAUUGGGCCUCCCUACUCAUUUCGAUUUCGGGUGAAGUUCUACUCCUCAGAACCAAACAACCUACACGAAGAGCUGACCAGGUACCAGUUUUUCCUUCAAGUAAAGCAGGACAUUUUCAGUGGACGGUUAGAAUGUCCACAAGAUGUACUGGUAGACUUAGCAGCAGAGGCCCUACAAUCGGAGCUUGGAGACUAUGACCCAGAAGUACACACCCCCGGAUUCAUCUCGGAAUUUCGUUUUAUCCCGGAACAAACGGAGGAGUUGGAACUAGCCAUAUUUGAAGCCUUUAAAACCAAAACUAAGGAGACCCCAGCUCAAGCAGAGCUGAACUUCUUGAUGAAAGUCAAGUUCCUGGAAAUGUAUGGUGUGGACAUGCACAUUGUCAUGGGGCGGGAUCAACAGGAGUACAGACUGGGAUUGACUCCCACUGGGAUUCUAGUGUUUGAGGGAGAACAGAAGAUUGGCUUGUUUUUCUGGCCUAAGAUGACAAAGCUGGACUUCCACGGUAAGAAGCUGAAGCUGGUGGUUGUUGAGGACGACGACCACGGACAGGAGCAGGAACACACGUUCGUGUUCCGUCUCCAAAGCGAGAAGGCCGCCAAGCAUCUGUGGAAGUGUGCCAUAGAGCACCAUGCCUUCUUCAGACUGAAGGGGCCGGUGAAGGGGCCCAACGCCAGACAAAACUUCUUCAGGAUGGGAUCUCGCUUCAGAUACAGUGGGAGGACUGAGUACCAGACUUCCUCCGUGAGCCGUGCUCGUCGCAGUGUUCGCUUUGAGAGACGCGGCAGUCAGAGGUACUCACGGCGACCUACUUUCGAGAAGCGAGAGAGGGAGGAAGCCAUGAGACGGGAGACAGAACGACGGAAAAGGCGAGAGGAGGAAAAAGAAAGACAGAGGGUUCAGGUGGAAGCAAGCAAAGCUCAACCCAAGUCUCCUACCACACCUGAGGCCACGCCUAUAACUCCUCCCCCCAGAUCUCCCAGGGUCAGUGGUGCAGGAUCUCCCUCCGCCUCAGGAGGUGCAUCAGCCAUGGAUCGUAUAGACGCCCUCAUCAAGACAGAUAGUGAAAAGAAAGUGGAGCCACCUACAUCACCUAAAGCUGGAGGAUCUACCAAAGCCUGGGCACCACUACCUCCCCCUCCCCCGGAGCCUGAAGUCAGCCUGAGAGAGGCCUCAGAGAUUGCCCAGGCUAAGCUGAAGGGUCUGGAUGAGUCAGCGGCCAAACACAACACAGUGCCACCGCGCCCCAAACCAGACAUCAACAGCUUCAAGAAUAACCAGGUGAAGUUCGCAGGUGGCGCCACCACGAUCCCUCCUGACCAGAUGAAGUGCAACAUCUUCAAGGCCAAGAUCGAGGAGGAACUAAAGAAAGCUCCUGUUGUGGUGAAUGAUGUCAACAUCAGAGAUGAGAGCUUUCAUGAGAGUGAUAGUCGAAGCACAGACACCGGCAGCGAUGCGGAGAACUCGGGCGAAGAACAGGAGAAGGACCCAAUCAAAGAGGAGAAGGCUCAGCUCACGGUCGACCUACCCCCUGUUGAUAUUGUCGAUGCCCCCCACAGUCCAAGAAGAAGAGGACAUUUCUCCAAAUCCAGUUCUUCAUCAAGUCAUAAAGGAUCUGAACAAACUGCACCUCCCAGCCAGCUGGACAAUGAGGUCUUCGAUUCAGGCACCGCCCCGCCCAGGUUAAAAUCCCCCUCCCUGAGCUCUGAAGGGUCAAGCUGUGCCUCACCAGUAGAGAAUGAGCAAACCUCGCCCAUAUCACAGCCAACAGAGGACUUGUCUCAUCCCCAGUCACUGCCCAAAUCACCCCCUGCCACUGCUUCUAAAAUCCCUCGCUUCAACACCGCUGCACCUGCCAGUCGCAUUCCUCCGCCUAAGGUCAUCCCUCGAAUGACUCCCAAUGCAGACUCCAUUCCUGACGCAGAUGAUGAGGUGACAGAGAAAAGUAACGAUGAAGUGCAGGAGAAUUUCUCCAAUACUGGCACUGCAGAAAGACCCAAGCCCGCACCCAGGCCGAAAUCUAAGAUCCCCAACCCCUUUCACUCUACUCGAGAUGAAACCAAGGUAGCUCGCUCUACCAAUCCAUUCCUAAGAUCACCAGAUGGGGAAACUGGCUCAUUGAACAGUCAUUCAUUUGGGAAGCAAAAAGCAACAGAACCUGAAAUACAUUCCAGAACUGCUUCCCCACCCCCACUUCCGAAUAAGGUGGACAAUGUAGAAAAAGAAGCAGUUGAUAAGAACUCCAAAAAUCAGGACCCCCAUAGCAAAUUGUCCAACACUGAAGUAGCAAAACCCUCCAGCAUUCCUCGCCCAGGCAGCAGUAUCCCUACCCCCUCCAGUAGAAAACCCACUACCCAAUCUGCCUCUGUCCUCCAGGGGGGUGGAUCCAGCAUUCCCUCCCCCACCUCCUCGGCUCUCCCUGUCCUUAAGUCCACCUCAGCCCUGCCAGUGUCCAGUGGAGCCACCACGGGGUCAGGCAUCCCACUGCCCUCCAAAAAGGACCACCACCAGCACCACCAUGCUACCACUUCCUCUGUUGAUACCAAUACAGGUGGCUCAAAAGGAUCCAAAACGAAAUCAUCUUCAACUAGUCUACCCAUUCCCAAGGUCAACAGUAGGGGUACCCCCAGGAAUAAGUCGGACUCCUCCCACAGCAGGUCUGCAUUGAACGGAAGUGACGAACUCUCACCGUGGAUCGUGACUGCCCCCGAGAAACCUCCCAAAGUGGAAAAGAAGAUCAGUAUAAUCACAGAUAUAUAGGGAGCAGUGGAUUUUAUCGUUCCACUGUUGUUAUUUUUUUUUUUUGUAUAAAAAUGUGAUUUAAAGACUGGACUCGAUCAGAAAUGGGAUUUAAUAACCAGAUAUUCCAGUGCAGAUUUGUCUCUGUACUUAAAAAUGAUUGUAAUUUUUUUUCUCUUUUUUUACGAAAAAACAAGAUAUUUUUAUAUUUUGCAUGAACAAAUAUUAAUUCUGGUUCAGUGUAUAUGUCUUUUGUAAACAUUUAAUCUUGGAAGAAAUAUUUUUAAAAAAUGCUAUGAGCAUAUUCCAAUUUUGCACCUUAAUCAUGUUUUAAUAUUUAUAAUCUCCAUAGGUUUUUGUUUUAGGAGGUUGGAAAUCUUGUACUAUACAUUUGUACAUUAACACCAUGCUAUUAGUUUGACUCACACAGGGCAUUUUGAAGAUCAUCUUAUGGUAUUUCAGGCCUUUUAGCAUUCCAUUUUUGAAUUCAUUUUUGUAAAGCUUUAGUUAGCUAUUGUAGCAAUUCAUUAUUAAUGUUUCAACCCCAUUUUGUCUGGCUUUACAGUUUUUCCAUCAUUAUUUCAUAUCUACUGUGAAAUGAACUAACAUCUGACUAGAUGUUGGCAUAUCAGAAAUAUGCUGCAGGAACAGGCAAUUGCUUUCAAUUCAAUUUCAGUCCAUGAUGGACAUGUCAGAUCCAACAAAUGAGUAAAAAUAAAUGUUUGAUUUGUUUUAACAGCAAAAUGUGUUUUGUUUACUGUGCUUGGUUUUAAUUGUUGUUUAAGCUAGAGGCUUAUCAAAGACUUGAUGUAUAAGUGGUUAGAAGUGCUUUUUGUGAUAUUAUAUGUAUUGUGUAUGUAUCCAAGCCACUUUGUUUAAAUUUGAUGUUAGUAUGGGUUUUAAAUUAAUUUUGUUUUAAAGCACAUUGGUAUUGUUAUGAAAAAACUCUUGUGCAUGAAAACACUAACUACUCCAUUUUAUACCAUUCACUGCUUGACUUAUUUUUAAGCAAAUUUAAUCAAUAAUUUUAACAUCUUUUUUUUUUAAGUUUUAAUAAUGGCUGUUCAAAACGGUUGUUUUUAGGGAAUUUUAUUAUUAUUGUUAUAUUUAUUGAUUUAAGUAAUUUCUUGUACUGAAUCCCAAAAUGUGAUUUAGGUUGUGUUAAUUAGGUUGUUGACAUUUUUAGUCCAAAUGAAUAAUUUUAACUAGUAAAAUAUACUUUUCUUAACCGGUUGUCACAUUUUCAGAUGCUUAAUGAAAUUGUAUGAAUUUUUCCAAUUUAUUCUGUAAUAUUUUUUUUUUAUUUUAAUGUACACAAUGUAUGAAAUUAUUAAAGGUUUAUACAGAAUAUUUUCAGGACAUCCUAAGAAAAUUGCAUGUGGGAUUUUUACACUAGUAAAAAUUACAUAUACCAGUUUUGAUUAACAUUAGGUCUUUCAAUAUUUGGGGGGAGGAGGGUUCUAAAACCUUAUUUCUCGCAGCAACUCGAUUGUAAACCAUUCCAAUGUUUCCAAAAAAGGCAUUCCAAGUUCCCAUCCCUUUUUAUUGUUAUGUAAUUCUGUGAUGUAAAUUGCACCAUUUUUAUCAUUUGAGGAUUUUGGAGAAGGAAGAAGCAUUGCCAUACAUUUAUUAAGUGUUGAAGUCUAGUCACCAGGCAUGUUUAGUCUACUAUUAAUCGGAACAAAGAUAAUCAGAGACUCUAGAACAAACUGUCAAAUCACAAUAUGAUUGUCGCACCUGGAUCUGAAGUUUGGAAAAACAUGGUAGGAGGUGGUUUGUUAGGUCUAGGUCUUUGUGGUGGAUAAAUAUCAUCUAUAGGAUUCAGAAUUCUUACUAACAGUAUGAUAUGUAUAUCCGUGUAAGAGUUUGUUUUAUCCUCAUGAUAAUAAUCUUUAAAAAGAAUGUUUAAAAACAGCUGUUGACUCCUUGAUAAUAUUAUUUAGUUGACAGAAAUCAACACAGAAUAACCGAAUAUUUUUUAAUUGUGGGCUUUGUUUGCAGAUCGUUUGGUACCAAUAUUCCACUGCUAGUAUAUGUAUGCAUCUCAGUUCUUUUAAAUGUUAUAUUAGAAAAAAUAUUGGUCAUAUUUUAAAAACAUUCCUGAAUUUCUGAAUGUAGCCUUUUUACUCAGUUCAGCUAAACUCAUUACAGCCCAAAUCUUAUAUUGGCCUUUAAUUUUGACGUUUUAAAAGUUUUGUUUGUAGACGUUGUGAUGCUUUGUUUUUAUAUUCAGAAGACGUGUGCAAUAUAUGUACAGGUAGAAGUGAUAUGUGUUAGCUGCUAUCUCAUAAUUUUUUUUAUUUUCGAAACCAAUAGCAUCAAACUCUGUUACAAUAUGAAGACCUAAAUUGACUUUUCAUUAUGUUUCAUCUUGCACGUAUAUUGAUACAUUUAAACCAGCCAUUUUUCAUAUGAUCUUGCAAGAUCUCCAGCUCUUAUGGAUAUACUAGGAAGAAAAAUGAAUGUUUUACAGAUUUUAUUUGAGAUCAUAGAAGAAAUAAAGACUUUGAUCUGUUUUCAUUGCCUCUAUCACUACAGUGUCUCUUCGUAUCUUUUCAGUUAAUAUUUAACACAAAUGGAUUAUACAGUGAAACCAUUCUUAAAAAAGAUAUAUGGGAAUAUUUUCGUUGCCAGUUCUUCAUAAUUAUUUAGUUUUUUUUUUAAUCAUAUCUUUGCGCUUUUAAGUGAAAUUUUUUAACAAUUUGUGUGGAAUAUAUCUAUUUAAGACAGGUUUCACUAGUGUCUUUAUUCCAGGGGAUAAGUUAACCAUUAAAUUGCUUAGAAACUGUAGAUCAAUAUGCAUGUAUACACAUACUUACUGAGUUGUGUGUUAAUUGACCAAGCCUGCCCCAUUCCUGUACAGUAUCCUCUCUAUAACUGUGUACAGACAAUAUAAGAACUGUAGACCUUUUUGUUAAUCUGUGGUCUUAAGUUUCAUUGUAUUUGUUUUCUGAUCAGUGUCAAUGAUUUGUUUAUAUUAUGUUAUAAAAUAUACGUCACAAUA